AUGCAGGCUUUAAAAUGUAAAAAGAAGAUACCUGGACAAAAAAUCUCAAGAGAAGUCCAAAUAUUGAAACAGGUGAAAAGUCUGAACCAAGAUGAGAACCAUAUUGUCAGCUUAGCUGGAUUUGCUGAUUUAGGUGACUGGACUUGCAUUGCUCUACAGAAAUUAGACAUGAACUUACUGGAGUUAAUGGCUCAGAGAAAUUUUAAACCUCUGAAACUCUACGAAAUCAGACCAAUCGCUCGACAAAUGUUUAUGGCUCUAAGUGCACUGAAAGCCAUCAAAGUGGUGCACACCAAUAUAAAACCAGAAAAUGUAAUGCUGAUUGACCAUAAUUUACAGCCUUUCGAAGUUAAGUUGACUGGUUUUGGAAACGCUCAGAAGACCAGGAAAUUAUCAACCACGGCCAUUCCAAAAACGUGUGGAUACAGUGCUCCGGAGACUUUUCUCAACGGUUUUCAAGACGAAACAAUGGACGUGUGGAGUCUUGGCUGCAUGUUGGCUUUCUUAGUUCUUGGCCAGGAUCUGUUCCCAGCAAACAGUGAGUACGAUUAUAUGAGAUGCAUCACGAAAAUCUUAAGUUUGCCUCCCAGUCGAUCGGAAGUGGAUCUAAGUUUGUUGGGUUUAAUGCAUCAAAGGAACAUGGAACCUCUGAGUGUGCAUAACAUCAGAGCCAUCGCUCAACAGAUUUUGGUGUCCCUUGGAGCAUUGAAAGAGGCCGAUUCUCUUGGGUUUUCAGGCAUCUACAUCCAGCCGAUGAUGAAUUACAUGCUUUGA
This is a messenger RNA of Nothobranchius furzeri (turquoise killifish), 774 nucleotides long. NCBI's taxonomy places the organism in Eukaryota, Metazoa, Chordata, Actinopteri, Cyprinodontiformes, Nothobranchiidae. The record is from RefSeq and is a predicted model, not a curated record.